Molecule: messenger RNA, 1074 nt
Organism: Acyrthosiphon pisum (pea aphid)
Lineage: Eukaryota; Metazoa; Arthropoda; Insecta; Hemiptera; Aphididae
Exons: 2
Coding region: 285-743 (152 amino acids)
Cellular component (GO): membrane
Source: RefSeq, a predicted model, not a curated record
UUAUUUUUUGUUUAGCAGUUUAACAUUGAAUUUCGUGUGAUCAUCAUCACCAUGGACGAAUAACGUCUGCGCCGGGUCUGUCUCUCGCCUGCGUCUCUCCGGAAACACGCGCACCGCAAUAAUAAUUUUGUGAUAUCGUUUUUUCGUUUAUAAUAAUAUAAAAACAAACAGUAACGGUUUAACCGAUCAGACCCUUCGGUAUCACAAACGAGACGGCAAUAAUAUUGUUCGCGACUUGCCGUGUAGUGUAGUGUGUACCGCCAGACCCAGCGACGACCAGAAAAAUGCCUUACUUCCAGGUCAACAGAAAACUCCUGUUGAUGAAAAUUCACUAUUUUUUAGGAAUCGGAGGUUAUGCACCGUUUUCUCCAUUUUUGACGACGAUAUCAAAACAACGUGGUUAUUCUGCAUUCAUUGUUGGUUUAAUAUUCAUGCUACAACCCAUUCCUGGCAUGCUGAUAAGACCAAUCGUUGGUGCCGUUACAGAUAAAUACAAGUGUCGCCGGUCGGUGUUUAUUGCGAGUUCAAUAAUCACGUUUUUAUUGGUAUGUUUAUUAUCGAUAAUUCCUGGUACGACGGCAAAAGAGGAAAUGAACGAUUUGGACGCGAUCAAGUCACCACUGUUUUGGAUGUUUUUUAUUACAAUUGCCUUGAUCAACACGGACGGAACAGUGAAAAGUGUUUUAGAGGAUACGAUUUGUAUGGAUUUAUUAGGUAAAAAAAAAAUACUGUUCUUUUAUUAAAUUAUCGAUACGAAAAUGUGUGGAACAAUUUACUUAAUUUACUUUUGGGAGGUAACAGCAGAUGUACAAUGUACAUGGAACCAUAAUAUAAUAUUUAUUUUUAUCCUGAUCUCACAGAGUCACUAUAAUAUAAUAUUGUAAACGUUUAAUAUUAAUAUGUUCUGAAAAACUAAAAUUGUUGUGUAGGUGGUUAAGUUGGUUUACCUAUUAGUAGUAGAGUACUACUGUUGCUUUCAUUAUAUUACAAAAUCAAAAAAAGGUGGGUAAGUGGAUGUCGCUCUGCUGUACAGUAGGUUACAAGUGGGUCACUGUAUAAUGGAUAGUAUUAAAU